CGAUCUAGUUCACGUCUAGAACAUCCGUCCAAUGCACGUCCGAAAUAUUGCCGGGCCAUUCAUCUCGUUCCUCUGUCAUCUAUCCACGAGUACUACUGCAAGUUCUGUCCGUUUUGUAUCCUGCACACAGCAUGAUUGCACCCGUGUCAUUGAGAUACAUCACACGGCACGUCCAACUACCAUCAAUCAGUGUGUACUCAGACGACAACCGUUGGAUGGAACGAACGGGAAAGUGGACGAGUGAAAGUCAAAUCUGUCCAGAUCUGACAUCAGAAUCAAUAGUCAUUGGAACGAAAAAAUAAAACCCGUCGUAAUAUUCCGAGGCGUGGGCACUGGACUAACACCACCUCACCCGUCAUAAGCAAACACUUCCUUUCCAUGCCAAUCUCUUCUUUUGAAAAAAUCUACGUCGCCCC
Molecule: messenger RNA, 416 nt
Organism: Dothidotthia symphoricarpi CBS 119687
Lineage: Eukaryota; Fungi; Ascomycota; Dothideomycetes; Pleosporales; Dothidotthiaceae
Exons: 1
Coding region: 32-244 (70 amino acids)
Source: RefSeq, a predicted model, not a curated record